This is a messenger RNA of Leguminivora glycinivorella, 2809 nucleotides long. RefSeq names its product RAC serine/threonine-protein kinase (gene Akt). The coding region runs from base 329 to 1885 and encodes 518 amino acids. NCBI's taxonomy places the organism in Eukaryota, Metazoa, Arthropoda, Insecta, Lepidoptera, Tortricidae. Gene Ontology annotation, molecular function: protein serine/threonine kinase activity; ATP binding. Gene Ontology annotation, biological process: protein phosphorylation. The record is from RefSeq and is a predicted model, not a curated record. The transcript has 7 exons.
CGACUUUGAGCGUACCAAAGCGCUUGUUAUCGUGUUCCAGACAUAACAUUGUAAUUUAUCCGCAUAACUUAUUGCACGGCUAGAAGGCUACGUCGCUUACGUGCGUGUCGUUUUCCGUGAGGAGAAGUACGUCGAAAUUAGUGCAUUAUCGUUUCCUAAAACGUGAAAAUGUGUAGUCGCGCAGUGCGCGGGUCGAACCAGUCUAGGUGAAAGACCCGGGCAACUCGGGACUCUAGCGUGUGACGAUUUGCGACGGGGAAACGUGGUGCCGAGCUAGCACGGCGGCCGUCGGGCGUCUGUUAUCAAACAGGGCUCAGGCUCGGGCGGCAUGGCGGAGGCGGCGCCCGGCGCCGUCGGCGAGGAGCCCGCCGGGAUCGUGAAGGAGGGCUGGCUGCAGAAGCGCGGCGAGCACAUCCGGAACUGGCGCGACCGCUACUUCGUGUUGUUUGACAAUGGGGACCUGGUGGGCUUCAAGGCUCAGCCCGAGCGGCGGCACUUCCGCGACCCGCUGAACAAGUUCACGGUGCGCGACUGCCAGAUCAUGGCCACGGACAAGCCGCGGCCGUACACCUUCACGAUCCGUGGCCUUCAGUGGACCACGGUCAUCGAGCGUAACUUCUCUGUGGAGACAGAGAAGGAACGUGAGGAGUGGGUGGCGGCGAUCCGCUUCGUGGCAUCCCAGCUGAGCUCCGGAGGCCCCAGCGGCGGGUCGGGCUCCGCGCAGGACGCCGAGGACCGCGACAUGGCACAGCUCGGCACCAGCUUCAAGGACCCGCGCCGCAUCACUUUGGAAAAGUUCGAGUUCGUGAAAGUGCUCGGCAAGGGGACGUUCGGCAAAGUGGUCCUGUCGCGUGAGAAGGGCACGGGCAAGCUGUACGCCAUGAAGAUCCUCAAGAAGCACCUCAUCAUCCAGAAGGACGAGGUCACGCACACGCUCACCGAGAACCACGUGCUUAAGAAGACUAAGCAUCCCUUCCUCACGGCGCUCCGCUAUUCGUUCCAAACGGCCGACCGAGUGUGUUUCGUCAUGGAAUACGCCAACGGAGGCGAACUCUUCUUCCAUCUCUCCCGCGAGCGCUCCUUCUCCGAAGAGCGGACGCGGUUCUACGGUGCUGAGAUCGUCAGCGCACUCGGCUACUUGCACUCCGAAGGCAUUAUAUACCGGGAUCUGAAGCUGGAGAAUUUGCUCCUGGACAAAGAUGGACAUGUCAAAAUUGCUGACUUUGGACUCUGCAAGGUGAACAUCACCUACGGGCGCACAACAAAAACGUUCUGCGGCACGCCCGAGUACCUCGCGCCCGAGGUGCUGGAGGACGCGGACUACGGGCCCGCCGUGGACUGGUGGGGCACCGGCGUCGUCCUCUACGAGAUGGUCUGCGGCCGCCUGCCCUUCUACAACCGCGACCACGAGGUGCUGUUCGCCCUGAUAGUGUCGGAGGAGGUCCGGUUCCCGCGCGCGCUGUCGGCGGCGGCGCGCAGCCUGCUGGCCGGCCUGCUCACCAAGGAGCCCGCCUCGCGCCUGGGCGGCGGCCCGGACGACAGCCACGAGAUCAUGGCCCACCCCUUCUUCGCCUCCGUCAACUGGGCCGACUUGCUGGCUAAGAAGAUCCCGCCACCGUUCAAACCACAGGUGGAGUCUGACACGGACACGCGCUACUUCGACUCGGAGUUCACGGGCGAGAGCGUGGAGCUGACGCCGCCCGAGCCGGACGGCGCGCUGGCGCGCAUCCAGGAGGAGCGCUUCCCCGAGUUCUCGUACCAGGACAUCUGCUCCUCCGCGCACUCGGCGCUGUCCUCGCUGCAGCCGCUGCACGCGCACGCGCACGCGCACGCGCACCCGCAGCCGCCGCGCCCGCAGCCGUCGCAGCCGCCCGGCUGGGCCUAGGACCUUGUUGAGACCUUGCACGACAACGUGCUACCAAAAUGAUGAUUGUCAAUCAAAACUUUGAGGUACGCAAAUAUCGUGGAUCGUAAUGGUGCGCCCACUGGGCUCUUAUAAAAUGUUAUAUAACAUAGUGCGACAGGGACGCCGUUGCGCUGUCACACCGUAUUAUACAUUUAUAACGGCCGGCGUGGGAGCAUCGUAAAUGGAACGAAUGUUUUGUUAUUUAGGGCGCUUCUAUUGAAAGUGAAAGGUGAUACGUCGCGUGUCAAAAGAUAUUCUCUGUGAGGGUUCCCCCGACUGGCUUUUGGACAUUGUUAAUUAGGAAGAAAUUGCACUCGUGACGCAAUUAGCGGUACUUAUCUGAAAAUAGAUGAAUAGAUGAUAUUGAAAAUGGAAUUGUCAGAUAGAAAGCUCAAGGUAUAUGUUUGCAUUCAAAUUUUAUUUGAAAUGCCGCUGAUUGCUUUAUCGGAGCAGAAAUAAUAAAUAUGUUUAAUUAAGUACUUGAAGUGAAAUGGGGGUCACUUUAGCAAAAGUAACAUUUGUAGGAAAUCCUCAUAGGUACUUAUUGCUCUUUCCCCGAGUAAAAUUAACUGUUCUUAAUCCAUCUGACCUAAAAUAUUUACCCCCUUAUUCAUAAACAUACUCUAAAGUUAUCAAGCCGAUAAAGUUCGUUUGUCCUUUUCUAUCGCACCAAUACGUCGGAAAGGGACAAACGAACUUUAUCGGCUUGAUAACUUUAAAGUACGUUUAUGAAUAAGGGGGGUUAAGUUUUAUUUGUAGAAUAUGCUUUACUUCCAAAAUAUGUAACAGACAUUAAUUCUCCACUAUUAUUUAUACAAAAAUACUCUCAGAGACAAUCAUUGGCCUCAUCAGCAGGGCUAGCACUUGAGUGGCGUGGGAUCAUGUUGCCGCGAGACAGACUAC